CGAGUUGUGUGAGUUGCAAUCAGUGUGGAUGGAAGGCCGAACCCCAAAAGAUAUUUCGCUCUGAGCCUCUGUCUCUGAUCUUUACUUUUGGUUUUGCGAUAAUUCUCUAAGAAACUUUGAAGCUGAUCGGCAUCACGAUGUCGUGGUCUUGGUCAGAAUACUUUCCCUAUCCUGAUUAUUUAAGGUUAUUUCGGAUGGUCGUAACUGAACUGCCAGAAUAUUAUCGAACUGAACCUUCUGAAGGAACACUCAAUGAGCUCCGUUUGUACAGUCACAUAACAUGGGGCGAUGUUCGUGUUGGUGUCUUAAUGGCUGUGGUGUGGACUAUCAUUAGAACUCUUCUGACAGUGCUGAUAUUCAAGCCUGUUGGAAGAUAUUUAGAGCUAACAAAGUCUAACCAGGCAAAGAUGCCUGAGAGUGCAUGGCGAUUCUUCUUCUACCUAACCUCUUGGUCCUGCGUUGCAUACACCUUGCUGUGGAAUCAUGCAGAAAUAGUAAGAGAUCCACCUAAAAGCUUUAUUGGAUGGUCAUCUGAUAUGGAGGUUGCAUGGGAUGUCAAGAUGUGUUAUCUGAUUCAGGGCAGUUACUACCUCCAUGGACUUGUUACAGUUUUGAUUCUUGAUGUAUGGAGAAGUGAUUCUAUGGUGUUAUGUAUGCAUCAUGUUCUCACUCUUGUACUCAUAACCCUUUCAUAUGCAUGCAGAUAUCACUUCCUAGGUCUAAUGGUAGUGCUGUACCAUGAUUUCAAUGAUAUCUUCUUAGAGUUUUCAAAGUGCCAGAUCUACCUGAAAGAUAGAGGAAAUAAGAAGUACAUGAUCCAUGAAUAUCUUGCCAAUGCUGGCUUUGCUGUUUUUACUGUAUCAUGGUGUAUAAUGAGGAUGUACCUUUACCCAUUGAAGGUGCUCUACAAUGUCUUACCUAGUACUGCUAAGAUAUACUACAAAGAUCAUUUGCCAUUUGGUUUAGAAUGUAAUUCUAUGAUGUGGCUUCUGAUGUGCCUGGAUAUUUAUUGGUUUGUGUACAUUGUGAUCUUCCUGUACAAGAUCUUUACCAAGGAGCUUUCAGAAUUUGAAGACAUACGUGAAGAUAAUGAAGAAAUUGAAGAGGAUAAAAAAGUGAAGGAGGAAAAAGAAAAGAAUGGGGCCAAACAUGUAUCUGGAGAUGGUGUAGCUAAUGGUGUCAUCACAGAUACUGCUGCAAUCAAUGGAAACGGUCUGAAGAAAAGGCACCCAAUUCCAAGCUCUUAACUUUUCCAUAUUUAAUACAGAGGAUUUGUCUUCAUUGAAAAUAACAUUGUAGAAUGGCAUUUUAUUCUGUGACAUCCAUUUAAGUACUGUAGCAUUGGUUAGGGGACUUACUUCAUAUGUCACCUGUGGUAUUGGUCCUAAAGUCAAUAUGAUUAAGGCCCAGUCCAGCAACAGUAAUAGGUAUGUACAUGUUAACCAUUUAGAAGCAAACCACUUCUAGAAUUUUUGAUAGAAACCUGAAACCCUUAAAAAGCUGUAGAUGCUAUCUUUCAUCUCAGCAAGAAGUUUUGGAUGUUAAUCAAAGAUACAUGACAUUGCCACACAUGAAAAGAUCAACUUUUUUUCCAGUGAUGGAUUCAUGCAAGUUUUAUCCUCGAGGCUUUAUACCACUUAGAUCUAAGCAUUAGCUUAAACUUACCGGGAGGGGAGGGUGGGGUGGGUUGUGCUUUUAAGCCUUCCCUUAACAUUUUUCGCGAUAAAUCCUCCACAUAAUUUUUUUUGCUGCAGUUCUCUGACCUUUUACUUUCAAGUCUGGCACUUUGUGAUGCCCAGGUACACAAUUCAGAAAUUACACUAUCAAUUUAAGUGCUUGUGAGGCCAGAAUUGCUCCAAUCUGUGAUUUCAUGUACAAAGUCAAUACAAAAUGUCUUUUCAGCUAAAAUACAAAUGAGUGAUUAUUUUUAGUUUCACUGACAGCAGCCAUUUAAUUUGAUACUAUCUUUGCCGAAAUAAUGUCAAAGACCAAUUUUGUCAAAAAAACAAUAAAAAUGGGGGAAAAAGAACGAAUGCAAAACAAAUAUAAAAAAGUAAUGUUAUUAAAAAUAUUUUCACCAAAAUAAGCCUUCUAGGACCUUUAGAAGAUGAAUUAGAGCAAAAGGAAUUCCAUGAAUGAAUAAGCAUAAUUAAUUCAUAGAAAGUAAAAUGUAUGAAUUUCGUGCAAUUUAUCUACGCAACCGUGUAGAUUAUGUUAUUCCCUACCUUCAUGUAAAUUUUUGUUGCAAUUGCGAUCCUCGGCCGAGAUCCUAGUGGGGGCCAAAACCCCCACCCCCUUCCGGAAUUUAAACUCGCAAAAUUGCACAGGUUUGUUAGGGUUAUGUAUAGAGAAAAUUUUGGAGAUAUCACAAUUGAUUAUAUUGAUUCAAGCACCUUUGUCCUGUUCCUUUUAUCAAUAGAGGCAUUAUGAAAGAAGGGGACAAUGAAGAGUAUUGUUACUAGUCUCCCAAAUACUUGUGAAAGUAUGAAUUUGGUUGUAUCAGAGUAAAUAAUGCAGCAGGAAAGGAUUUUCACCUGUAUAUUUUUGUCCCCCCCAAAAAAAAUCACACAUUAUAGAUAGAUUUAUUGUGUCCAUGAAAAACUGUCUAUUUUGCAACUCAAAUCCCUCAUAUGUACAUAUGUAUGGUAAUGAUGAUAAAUAAGUAUUAACAAGGAAAGUAGAAAAUGAUAGGCCUACCAGUAGACCUUGAUUUUGUAAAAGUGCACUCUUGGAAAUAAAAUGAUUUAAGUGUAAACAAACAAUGAGAAAAUAACUUAGAGUAAGAUAAUUAAGUAAUUCAGUUCAGGAUUAAGAAAUAUAAAGUAUGGUUUCAUGAUAAAGGUCUUGACACAUUGAAUAAACCAUUUUAUAUGUUAAUUGUCCCUCUUUUAAAAAAUACCAAUUCAGUUAUCAAGAUUAAAAUUAAAGUGGUUUUACCUUUAAUUGCUUUACUAGGAAGUAUUUGACUUGGUUGUAUAUAAUUUACUUUGUACUUGUAGGCCUAAAAGUUUUUCAAGAAAUAUGAUUUUUUUAAUGAUUAUAAAUAUGAAAUCAUGUAAAUGUAUUAUGUCCAUGUGGAACUUGCCUAAUAGUGUUUGUUGAUUGCCUUUCAUUUGAAUAAAUUUCUAUCUUGCAGUCCUUUCUGUUAUAUGCCUUAAAUUGCAACGUGCAUGUGUAUUAUUUUAAGAUUUACUUAUCAAAAGUUUCAUUCAGAGGAGCAAUUUCAUGAAGUAGGCACAAAGUAAUUGACCUCUUUUCUCAAAAGAAAGAAAGAAAUCAAUCAAUAAAAAGAAGGAAACCAAGAGAGGUGAAAUGAAGAAACAAAAAAAAAGUAGCUGCUAAUUAUUAUUUCUGUUGCUUUUGAAUUUUGCACAAACACACACAAAAACAUCUCAUCUUCCUCAGUGGACUGUAUACUUUUUAUGCAUAUUUAAUCAUCUAAAUAAAUUGAUAAAUUGUAUAGAAUUGUUGAUUUGUGUGUAUUUUGGUAUAGUACAUGUAGUUAUGUAUGAAACCCUAUGUUAUCAUUGUAUGUAGAUGAUAUGAAAACAGCACUAAGGGUUGAUAUAGGCAUACUUGCUUUGUAUGAUGGUAAUUCUUAGUUACCGGAUUGACAUAUUCAGUGAUAUGUAUUUGUGCAUAUUAGGAUUAUUUAAUCUUUUUUUUUUUUUGGGGGGGGGAUAAACAUGUGGUUGAAAACGUAUUGUGUGUUUGUUGUAGUAUAUGAUCAAAUAUAACAAUUUAAGGUGCAUGAUUUAUUUUUUGUGUGAAAAUGAGAUUUUUAUUUGAUAUAAUUUGCUAGUGAGAUCAGUACAUAGACUUGAAGCAAAAUACUCUUUCAUUCUGUCUGUGUUGUGACAUUGCAUGUGGAUUAAAUAUACAUGUAUAAGAAAGAGAAUUGCAUUUGCAAUAGGCAAUUAUAUUUGUUGUGUAAAUCCAUUUUAGACUUCUGGACAGUUCCUCGGUUACAGAGUGACAUUCAGAAACAAGUUUUUAGCAUUCAAACAAAGGUAUCACACAAAUUGAAAUAAUUAUUUGCAAAGAAAUGGUACCUGACAGUAGUUGCUGAAACCCUUUUUUCAAAAUACUAACUUUUUUUUAUUUUGACCCACUGAAUUUAUGAGAUUAAUAUCCAUAAACAUGGUUACCGAGUGACGUAAAAUGCACAUGCAUAUUUGAGGAGGAAACAUAUUACUCAAAACUCUGAACUUUAAAUGGCUAUCACAAUGUUGAGUUAUUGAUUGGAUUCUAUGUUUUAGCUUUAAUAUGCUGCACUACAUUAAAAAAUUAGUGUAUUUUGUUCAUUAAUUACAAUUUAAAACAUACCCGGUUACGGAGUGACAUCUGAAAUAUUCACACACAAGCAAUGUUAAGUGAACUUAUAUUUUAAAAUUUUCUUUUGAUAUGAUCUAAAAUGAUGACCUUCAGAUUAUCCAAAAGAAAAUUUUACAAAAGAAGCAAUUAUUUUCUGUUAAAUUGAAAUUAAGUAAAAAACAAUUUAUGUAGUCCCAUUUAUAGAAUUUUUGGUAUGAUUUGGAUUCUCCUAUAAGGAGAUGCAUAAGAAAAAAAAGUGGCUAAUUAUGUUCCCUUUUUGUUCCCGAUUUGAAAUAGAGCCAUUAGAAAUUUUUGGAGAAUGUCCACUUUUGCUUGGAAUUGCCCUUUUUUCUUAGUGUACACAAACAUGCAAGCCUAACAAUUCUGAAGGAUGUCAGCCCACUGAUGUUCAUUAGUUGUAAAAGUAUGUAGAUGGUGUUUUUCUCAAAUGUUAAUUAUCAAUGUUAUUGUCUUUGCAAGAUGAUAAAAGUAGUAUAGAACAUGUUGAUUAUGUAUUCAUAAUUAUUGAAUAUAUGAAUAUUAAUACUAAUAUAUCUGAUUAUGAGUUGAAACUUGAAAUGGUAAAUUGUAUUGAAGGGAACAUUAAGUGGUGAUGGAAUUUUUUUUUUUUACAAAGUUGUGUUGUAUGUCAAUAUUCCAUGGUCAUAUUCUUUUAUAUUAGUAAUGAAGAUGUUCAUAAGUUAUGAGGUAAGAUUUCAUAAGUUGGAAAUGAGAGAAAGCUUGGUUGUGUGAACUAGUCCACAGUCUCUUAUACUCUACCUGAUUUUCUUCCACUGAAAAUCAUUUUGUGGCAAUGGUUGUCACAAUGGGCAAUAUUUGUUUUCUGACAUGAGAGAUACUUUUAUUCCAAUUUUUUUUGUGUGUGCAUCAUUAAUUCUAGAAUGAAAAUAAGAGGGAUUAGGGGGACUUUAUUAUCAUUUCAGUUCAAUUCAAAAUGACUUUAUUUCCAAAGCUUUAGAACAUGCAUAAUGUAUAUAUACAAGAUAAAAAUCCAUAAUUUUUAUAAUUCAUUAAUGAGGAAAAAAAGAAACAAACAGAAAGCACAGUUUGUAAAUAAUGCUGUUUCCUUACACUUAAAGGGCAUAUGAAUCAGCAGAUUUAAUAGCUACAUCUAAAUUCCUUUACGACCCCUGUAUUACUAGUAGUUAUCUAAGAAAUGAAGACAUAUCUUUUACGACUAGCCCCCCCCCCCCCCAGUUUAACUCCCACAUUAGGCCCUGGUUAUAUUGGUAGGUCAAAUUAGUUUCUUGUCUAUAUUUCUUAAUGUUCUUUAUUUGACUUGAAUUUUUUUUAUUGUGUUCUUGUUUACAACCUAAAUUUGUUGGCAAUGCCUUAUGGAUUAUAGACUUAUUAAAUAUUGCAUAAUUUUGGAAGUUCUUACCUGGGUAUAGCAGAUUUUGAGUGAAAAGAUUUUGAAUCAUCACCUAAUUAUCAAGGAUUCUGGAGGCUUCAGAGCCCCCCCCCCCCACCGCCAUGUCAAUGUUUAUACAGAUAAUUAUAUUUCUAUGCAUAUACUUCAUUGAUUUGACUAUUGAUGUAGAAUUAUACAUUCUAUAUUAGCUAAUUUUUUUUCAUAUGUAUAUUCUUCACUAUAGUCUAUGCACAAUAUUAA
Lytechinus variegatus (green sea urchin) is the source of this 5947-nucleotide messenger RNA. It is a transcript of the gene cers1, whose product is annotated as ceramide synthase 1-like. The record is from RefSeq and is a predicted model, not a curated record. The transcript is spliced from 7 exons. NCBI's taxonomy places the organism in Eukaryota, Metazoa, Echinodermata, Echinoidea, Temnopleuroida, Toxopneustidae. Gene Ontology annotation, molecular function: sphingosine N-acyltransferase activity. Gene Ontology annotation, cellular component: membrane. Gene Ontology annotation, biological process: ceramide biosynthetic process. The coding region runs from base 138 to 1247 and encodes 369 amino acids.